GCUCUCUGCCUGCUCGACGGCGUAGUGCGAACAGAGGCCCGAGCAGCGGCAGCGGCCUGGGUCCCGUUCCAGGCUCCCGGCGCCGCCCUCCCCGCACCAUGCCCACCGUGGAGGAGCUCUACCGCAACUAUGGGAUCCUCGCCGACGCCACCGAGACCGCCGGCCAGCAUAAAGAUGCUUACCAAGUGAUCUUGGAUGGUGUGAAGGGAGGAGCCAAGGAGAAGCGACUAGCAGCUCAGUUUAUUCCUAAAUUCUUCAAGCAUUUCCCUGAGCUGGCAGAUUCAGCUAUCAAUGCCCAGCUGGACCUCUGUGAGGAUGAAGAUGUUUCUAUCCGACGCCAAGCAAUAAAGGAACUGCCUCAGUUUGCCACUGGAGAUAAUCUUCCAAGGGUAGCAGACAUACUGACCCAACUUCUUCAGUCAGAUGAUUCUGCAGAAUUCAACUUGGUGAACAAUGCUCUGCUGAGUAUAUUUAAGAUGGAUGCUAAAGGGACAUUGGGAGGCUUAUUUAGUCAGAUUCUUCAGGGAGAGGAUAUUGUGAGAGAACGAGCCAUCAAGUUCCUUUCUACAAAACUCAAAACCCUGCCUGAGGAAGUGCUAACAAAGGAAGUAGAGGAGUUCAUAUUAACUGAAUCAAAGAAAGUUCUGGAAGAUGUGACUGGUGAGGAAUUUGUUCUGUUCAUGAAGAUACUAUCUGGCUUAAAAAGCUUACAGACAGUAAGUGGAAGGCAGCAACUGGUGGAACUGGUGGCUGAGCAGGCUGACCUAGAGCAAACAUUUAAUCCAUCUGAUCCAGAUUGUGUGGACAGACUUUUGCAGUGCACUCGGCAAGCAGUACCACUCUUCUCGAAAAAUGUUCAUUCCACAAGAUUUGUUACUUACUUCUGUGAGCAUGUGCUGCCAAACCUCAGCUCGCUCACUACCCCAGUGGAGGGCCUGGAUAUCCAGUUAGAGGUACUGAAGCUGCUUGCUGAAAUGAGUUCAUUUUGUGGUGACAUGGAAAAGCUAGAAUCAAACUUAAAGAAGCUCUUUGAUAAAUUACUGGAGUAUAUGCCCCUCCCUCCAGAGGAAGCAGAGAAUGGGGAAAAUGCUGGUAAUGAAGAGCCCAAGUUACAAUUCAGUUAUGUGGAGUGCCUGCUGUACAGUUUUCAUCAGCUUGGACGAAAACUUCCAGAUUUCCUUACAGCCAAGCUGAAUGCAGAGAAAUUGAAAGAUUUUAAAAUCAGGCUACAGUAUUUUGCCCGAGGGUUGCAGGUGUAUAUUAGACAGCUUCGUCUUGCACUCCAAGGAAAAACAGGGGAAGCCUUAAAAACAGAGGAGAACAAAAUUAAAGUGGUUGCCUUGAAAAUAACCAAUAACAUCAAUGUUUUAAUCAAGGAUCUCUUCCACAUUCCCCCUUCUUAUAAGAGCACAGUUACAUUGUCCUGGAAACCUGUACAGAAGGCUGAUGCAGGGCAAAAAAGAGCAAGUGAAGAUACAACCUCAAGUUCACCCCCGAAGAAAGCUGCAGCAGGACCAAAAAGGGAUGCAAGACAAAUAUACAACCCUCCCAGUGGGAAAUACAGUAGCAACCUGGGUAGCUUUUCUUAUGAGCAAAGAGGUGGUUUCCGAGGUGGCCGAGGGAGAGGCUGGGGAGGACGAGGCAAUCGCAGUAGAGGAAGAAUCUACUGAACAGACCAUUAUAUUCUCCAGGGCUACUACAGGUGAAAGCACCUGUCAAAAGUGAACGUACCAUUCAUCAAAGGAUUGCCUGGGUUAUUGUAUCCCUUCAAGGACUGCCUUCCACUAAAGACUGACUUAAAUGUUCUUUAUACCUUUGUAUGUAUGAUCUACUUUUCUAACGGACUACAAUUCGUCCAUAGUGAAACAGCAACUGUAUUUUUGGAUGCUUACAGUCAGCGACUUUGAGUUCUUAUUUUUGAAGUGUCUUCAGGGUUCAUUCAGAAAUGGAAAACAGCGUAGAUGUUUUAUCUGAAGCUACAUCUUGAUGGUUUGUAUAUUAACCUAAAAAUCAGCUAUUGCAUAAUUAAACUAUAUAAUUGAGUUUGUGUAUAAAAUAACGGACAGGAAAGGCUUGAUUACAAAGAUGUGUCAGUUCAUACUGACAGCUGAAAUAAUCCUUUCCUCAUCUAUAACCAUACUUUGCAAUAUGUGGAGAAGAGUACCAUUGUGAAAUUAGCAUUUACUUACUUUUCAUAAAAAUCGUUGACUGAAAUAAAUGCUGGUUUUAUAACGUCUGCAACAUGGAUGCAAAACUUUUGCCUGUAGCAUGAAGCAAUCCUUUUAUUUUUAAGAUGUGGAGAAUGUGGUGUUUUUGUUUUUGCACAUCUUACUCUUCUCCGUGCAUUGUAACACAAAGGUGACGUUUUGAAAAUGGGUUUUUAAUGUUUAAUAUAAAUGUGUGCAUAUACUUAUGCCAUGAAAUUUCAAUAAACCAACAAGAAAAAACAAAAACAAUAAAUGAGUAGAAAUAUUCCCAGAACGGGGCAAGCCUGAUGUAAUGAUUAAGCUUCAUAGUGUGAAGCUGGACGGAGGAGAUAGCUGGCCUUUCCUGCGCAUUGAACAUUUCUGGGUUGGCUGGCACUUGCCAAUUUUUUUUUGUUUUAAUCAAUACAACUGCAUUUUAAAAAUAUAUAAAUAAAAUUGUAUUUUGGGUAACAGAAAAAUUACAGUUAUGUAGUUUGAUUCAGGUGAAGAAUUAAAGAUUCCAUGCAAUUUAGUUUUUAAUAAUAGCUUGUAAUUCUUAUUUAAAUGCAGACACCCAGUAAAUACCACUUAAAAGAACAGUGGAGGGGGGUGGUGUUUGUUUAGGUUUUUUUUACCACUUAAGAAUUUUUUGCUUUUUUCUCAGGUCAUUCUUGAAAGAUUCACCAUUGAAAGGGUUUAGGUGAUCGUAAAAAGAAGGAAAGUUGGAAGGGAAAAUAAUUUUAAGUGUUCAGAGAUAUGUUGACAUAAAAUAGCUUAGGCUUUAGAAGUCUGAAGGAUUUCCCUUUAAUUUUUUUUCAGUCAUUUUUAUGUCCAUACCCCAACAAACCAAAUGCCUGAAAGUGAUGUUUUCAAUUUAGUUUCGCGUGUAUUUGUGAGUCAUAGGAUAUGAAUCUGAUACAGGUGUCUUCAUUAGCAUGCUGAUAUUUAUCGCUGCAAUCUGAGGAUAUGGCAUGGGCAUUUCUGGAACCUAGUGCAAGAUCUGGAAGAAAACAAUUAUUUAGAGAGGCCUGCAUAGAAAAACUAUUGAGGUUAAAGAAGCAGUAAACUGAAAUUUCUUAACUUUGGAUCUGUGAUUGUAAACUUUGGACAUUCCAAAAGCAUUUGUGCUGAACUUGCAUUUCCAGUUUCAAGAGAGCUGCUAAAUUUAGAUUGUCACUAAGAUACUAACGAUAUGAACAAUAACUUUCACAUAUGGAAAAAAAAAUAUCAGUUUGGUAACAGGUGCUGGAUAGGUGGUACAAAUGUUGCAGGUGAAAAUUUGGCCUAUUGCAUAUGUGGUAAUUAGUUGACUUUUUUUUUUUUUUUAACCAACGAUUUUCAUAGCCUACUUGCAAGCACAGUUUAAGACUAAUCAUUGGAUACAAGCAGCUUCCUUCUCACUGAAGUUGAGUGAGUUGACUUUAUGGGACUCUACUAGAGAUGAUGUUACACAAAGUUCUUGCUGCCUCAGAAAUAGCUAGCUUCCCCUUCCUUUUAUUCUUAACGUCUGAGGCUGUGAAUUCUUCUGGAGACACCUGUUGACCACCUUGUUCAACUGUAAAUGUUCCCUUAAUGCUUUUGAAAUAAAAUUCAUUUUGUAAUUUUG
This is a messenger RNA of Gavialis gangeticus (Gharial), 3792 nucleotides long. RefSeq names its product apoptosis inhibitor 5 (gene API5). The coding region runs from base 99 to 1670 and encodes 523 amino acids. The transcript is spliced from 14 exons. The record is from RefSeq and is a predicted model, not a curated record. Gene Ontology annotation, cellular component: nucleus. Gene Ontology annotation, biological process: negative regulation of apoptotic process. NCBI's taxonomy places the organism in Eukaryota, Metazoa, Chordata, Crocodylia, Gavialidae. Gene Ontology annotation, molecular function: RNA binding.